AGAUAACCAGAACAGCGAAGAUGAAGUUCUUCUUCAAAGGGACGCAGGGAAACAAGUCGGCCGGGAGAGGGCCGUGGAAAAUGUCGGCCUACGCCACUAACUCGUCCAGGGAGGUGUUCGGCGCAUCGGAGGUGACGGGGCUUCUGAGUGACGCCGACGCCAGACAAGGUGGUACCGUGGAAUUCGUCUCUAAGACCGUAGUCCUGGAGGAAAUGAGUGGAUGUCCCGGCGACAGAACGUUUGCUUGCUAUCUACUGUCCAAAGGGAACGGUUAUCCCGUGUCAAGCGCUUGCUUUCAUGUGCAACUACCUUGCCCAGGUUCUAUACUCAAGACAUUCUGAGGAUAUGCCGGGAGUCCUGCAUCAAACAGAAUGAAACUGGAAUCAAGGCAAUGGCAGUUAACGACUUUUAGUAACAGCUUAAA
Asterias rubens (European starfish) is the source of this 424-nucleotide messenger RNA. RefSeq lists its product as uncharacterized. Bases 21 to 341 code for a protein of 106 amino acids. The record is from RefSeq and is a predicted model, not a curated record. Lineage: Eukaryota; Metazoa; Echinodermata; Asteroidea; Forcipulatida; Asteriidae. The transcript has 2 exons.